AGUCGGUCGAGUGAAUUCCAGGUGGCCACAGCUCCCUGUACUUGACAAUUCCGGUCACAUAGCUCGCCUUAUAUCCUGUAAAGUGUGUGUAUGUGCUGUGAUUCCAAUUUUCACGGGGACAAUUUGGCAAUUUCUUCCGAGUGGUGGACAUGAAGAAAGAAAGAGAGAUAUAUACCUAACAUAUACAAAACCCUUAAUCCAAUGAUUUAAGAAAUAAAAUUUCUCCAUUCACCACCAUCUUCCAAACCAUUUACUUCAAUUAUCCCCGCAGUGAUAUAGGCCAAUUCUCACGCCAGACACCGUGUAUAGCGAGAGGGAGGAAAUGUAGGAGAAAGCCAAAUUGAGGGUGGGGAGCAAACGAAGCAAAGCCACGAAUGGGCGGACUUCAAUGGAGGGGGAGAGGGUAGAGAAAAAUCGCAAGAAUGGCAAAGAAAAGCUACAGGGAAAGCAAAAGAAAAGUUGCAAGUGUCGUCUCAAGUGCAAAAAGUGCGGUCAAGAGUACGAGGCGUGCGAAAGUGAGGAUGGCAAGAAGGUCGAGGAGAGCCGCCUGGCGCACGGGUGUACCAAACUUAUGUAUGCCUGUCAGCAGGGACUAACAGGAUCCAUUGUGAAGGAGCUGAGGAGUAAGCCAGAGGAAGUUCGAAAGCGCGACAGGAGUAACAAAAGUGUCCUACAUUACUGCAGCGGGCAGCGUGAUUUAGUGGCUGCUGCCAGUGUUGCAAUGGCCGCACCUGAGCUUAUCGAGUCUGCCGACGAGGAUGGAUUCACGCCGCUGCACCUAGCCGUGAUACAGGGAAACUUGAGUUUGGUGAAUCUCCUUCUGGCCAACAAGGCGGACGUCAAUGCUCUCGAUGGCGAGGGCCACUCCGUGGUUCACUGGGCAAUCGUGUGCGGAGAAAUUGAAGCUCUCCGGUCAGUCCUUGCGGCAGGGGCUGAUAUAUGUACGCCUGAUAUUAAUGGUGGAAGCCCCUUGCACUAUGCUGCACAGAUGUGUGGCACAAAUUUUGACGGCAAAACUGGUCAGGCAUCGUCAAAACUUGCCUUGGAUAUUCUCAACAUUCUCCUCCAUCAUCCAAAGUCUUCGGUAGAUCUUAUUGACAAAGAUGGCCGGCAGCCACUUCUCUGGGCCGCCUCAGCUGGUUCAGAGAAAGCCGUGCUGGCUCUUGUUAAGGCUGGUGCUAGGAUUGAAAGCUGUGAUAAAGAUGGCCUCACUGCCCUCCACUGUGCCGCCUCUAGGGGUCACACAGAAUGCAUUGAUGCACUAAUUAAUCUCUGUGGUGCCCCAACGGACCUUAUUGAUUCCAAUGGCUGCACUGCACUCCAUUACGCCGUAACAUUGGGUCAUGCAGAUGCGACAGCACUCCUCCUAAAUCUCGACGCAGAUCCCAAUCGUCAGGAUAGGAAGGGACGCACCCCAGCUCACUGUGGCUGUGCUAAGGGUCAAUUUGAGACGGUAAAAAUGCUGGGGGCGCGAAAUGCAAAUCUUUGGCUUCGUAAUGCCCGCGGGGACCUUCCUGUGCAUGAAGCUGCACUCUCGGGGCGCAGAGAAUUAAUCCAAUGGCUCCUUGAGCAGCAGCCCAAACACAUCAACACUACCAGCAAUGAUGGUAGAACUCUUCUACACAUUGCAGCCAGCAAUGACAAUACUGACAACUGCAAAAUGCUGUUGGAUUUUGGAGCGGAUGUAAAUAGCAUUUAUCGCACUUCACGGAAUGUCGUCAUGACACCGUUGGAUUGUGCUCUACAGAAAGGAUUCCGCUCCACGGCAAAAUUCUUGCAGAUGCAUGGUGGAUUGCCAGCUGGCAAACUGCAUCUAUCCGGAAGAAAAGUGAACGCCCUGAAUGAUCAACAGCUUGUGACACCAUUGAAAUUCACCGACAAGGUGUCAGCUGCAGACAUUUCUGCUCCAUCCAAGGAGAAUGCAGAUAAACACUCAAAGCACUACGUUGUGUAUGUUAAGCAGUCAGAAUCUGAUGAAUCAGCAAAUUCACAGCGAGACGAGAGGAGUGUGAAAAAGCGCCGGGCAAGCCCCGAAAGUACCCACCAUAAGCGACAACGCUACAAAAGGCGCACAAGUAGCUGUAGCGAUACAUUCCGGGUGACGGAAAAGGAUGAAGACAUGGGAAGGUCGAAGAGUAAUCUCGAAAUUAGAAGACGAAAAAAGUCCAGGGAUAAAUUCUACUCGACCUCCGAGGAGAGUGAUUCGGAUGCAAGUGUUUCGAGUGAUGUGAGCUUUCAUGAGUACAAGAAACGUCGCUCACGGAGGCACUGCAAGAAGUACAAUGUGUCCAUACGACACAAAUCACCUUCGAAGCAGUAUGACAAGAAGCACAAAUCACUCAAAACAGCUAAAAAAGCAUCCAGUGAUGCUGUUGAUGACGGAGAUGUGCAGAAAAUGGAACAAACUGUCGAGAAGAAAGUGGAGCAUACGGCUGAGAAGAAAGUGGAAACAGGCGAGAAAAGAGAAACAAAACAUGAUGCCGAUGAUGGUUCAAAUGAAAAGGGAGCCAGUCGCCCGGGAACAGCAACUUCCGAUACGGAUAAGAAGCGUCCCCAGUCGGCUCGAGUGACGUCGGCUCAACGUCGCCAGAAGGCAAAGGAACAAUCUGUGAAGCAACUGGAAGCCACUGCGGAGGUUCAUGAGGAAGUCAGUGAGGAGGAAAAGAAGAGGGUUGAACUGGUGCGUGGAAAAUCUCAGGAUGAGAGUAGGGCGGAAGUGGUGGAAUGUGUUGGCGCCACACAGCAAAUAACAACGCAGGCGGAGGUUCACACAAAGGAUGCUGGUCAGGCGGAGGGUGGGGCAUUGGAUGUCAAAGAGCGAAAUGCUGAUGAUGAAGAUGCUCAGAGUGACAUCACUUUCACGCUCGAUAGAGCCGACAAGGUGGAGGAUGAGCGACAAAUGGCGAAUGACAGGGGAGAGAUUUCUACGCCAAAGAGCAAAAAGGACGCACCCACCGAAGAGGUAAAAACCGAGAAGGUAAAAGAGGACGCGGCCGCUGGUAAAAGUGGCGCGGAUCAGCAGGCCAAGGAUACCGUUGGGGAUGAGCCGAAGAGUUUUGCUGUGAUUGAUGUGGCACCCUCCGCGGGGGAUGACAAAGGGAUUCGCGGAAGUUUCACGGUACUCCAGAAAAAUGAAUCAAAAUCCGACUUAACACGUCCUUCAAGCUUCAAAGUUCUCGACGAAGCUGCUACUGGUGGAUAUGCUGCCUACACCUCCGAUGAGGAACACUCAAAAAACCUCGAGGUGCGCGAAGAUAGCGCAUCCAAGGUGGACAAUGGAAGGCGAAAGAAGUUGAAGAAGAGAUUAAAGAACAGUAAAGAUUCCACAGUGGAGAAGUCAGAUGAUGAGAGCACCAUGCGAAAACAACUGCAAACAAGGGAUCAAGAUUCGGGCUUUGAACCCAGUCCACGUGUUGGUAGGACAAAAAUUCCCACGCCACGUGCUGUGGCCAGAAAAGAUGCUGCUUUCACCACACUCGAUGCAGGUGGGAGAUGCCGACCCGAGGGGAGAAAGCUUGGGGAUCAGAGUGCUGUCAACAUGACGACAGUUACAGCCAGCAUUCAGAGGAACAUUCGCAGGUACUACAUGGAGAGGAAAAUAUUUCAACAUUUGUUGGAGCUCAAGAGUUUGCAAAUAAGAUCGAGUAAAGUAAAUGAAGCGAUUUUGGUGAAGCGAGCUGUUGAUGAUUAUCAUAAAUCUGUUGAUGCGCUAGGAUAUGAAACGGGUGCCACAUUAAAGCGCUAUCCACACAAGGAGUACACCUUCAAGAACUUUGAAGUAUUCCUCUAUGAAACACUGAAAAGCAUUCAGAAAACCGGGACAUACAACUUUCAAAAUAUCUCCGAAGUUUACAGAGAAGCGGAGAGAAGACUCAGCCCCGACUACAAUCAAUAUGAGAAAGCUCUCCAGUGUACAACGAAAACCCAUCGAUGUCUCCAUGCGGCCCAUGCUUAUACGGGAAUUCCUUGUGCGGCUUAUAUUCCCAUGAUGAAUCACCACACAAUGCCAAAGCUCGGUUUUGGUGCAUACAGACAAACUGGCGUUGGGAGCUUUUACUUACCAAAGAUUCUCACGGCUGGGCUCCCAAAGUGCAGCAGUAAAGUCUCACUGGAGUUAUCACAUGGUGGCAAUAAGCAAUUAAUACCACUGCCAUCCGAUAAAUUAGACAGCAAUAAGCGCUACUAUGUGACUUUUACGGUGAAAGGAAGCGAUGGAGUCAACCAGCAAAGUGCUGACACGGAGCACAUACCCGAUAAAAUUUAAUGAGUACGCCAUUAGUAUAGUCCUCCCUCUCCUUCCAAAAAAUUGAUAUAUUAGUAUCUCCCCCAUAUCAUACAUAUAUACAUAUAUAUUUUUCUUCCUGAACAAAACAAAAAGGAGCGAGUAAGGAAAAAAAAGAAAAUAUUUUUCUCCCUCAUCACGUGUGAAUUUAUCCUUAGAUGACAACGAACAAUGUAAUUUUGCGUGUGUAUGUCAAAUGUUGUGCAAAUGAUAAAACUUCCACGACAGAAGGAUAUAUAUUUAUUUUAGUGAA
This is a messenger RNA of Lutzomyia longipalpis, 4535 nucleotides long. Its product is annotated as ankycorbin. Lineage: Eukaryota; Metazoa; Arthropoda; Insecta; Diptera; Psychodidae. Gene Ontology annotation, cellular component: ciliary inversin compartment. Bases 389 to 4264 code for a protein of 1291 amino acids. Gene Ontology annotation, molecular function: protein binding. The record is from RefSeq and is a predicted model, not a curated record. Gene Ontology annotation, biological process: protein localization to ciliary inversin compartment. The transcript has 9 exons.